AUUUUGACAUUUCCCAGUUUUUGAUUUUCGGACGCAAAAUUUUUAAAUACUUCAACUAUUUGCCGGCAAAAUAUUUAUUUUUUUUGGAUAAUAAAAUAGAAGAACAAUAAAAUCAUGGCUACAGAAACACCAUCUCCAAAUGCUAGUUCCAAACAUUUAAAUAAAAGAUGGAAUAAUUUGAGAAAAAUUCUAGAACGACCGAGGCCAUUCUGCAAGGCCGACUUUACUCCGUCUGCGGAUAAUCUUGAAUUUUUACUAAACACUUGCAAAAUCUUGGUCAUUGGCGCUGGAGGAUUAGGUUGUGAAUUGCUCAAAGAUUUAGCUCUAAUGGGAUUCGGAGAUAUUCAUGUCAUCGAUAUGGACACUAUUGACCUUUCCAAUUUAAAUAGACAAUUUCUAUUCCGACGCAAAGACAUUGGUUCAUCGAAGGCAGAAUGUGCUGCAAAUUUCAUUAAUGCCAGAGUUCCCACUUGCAAGGUUACUCCACACUUUGCAAAAAUCCAAGACUUUGAUGAGUCAUUCUAUCAGCAAUUCCACAUUGUUGUUUGUGGUCUUGAUUCUAUCGUAGCUCGAAGAUGGAUCAAUGGUAUGUUGAUUGCUAUGCUAGGCUACGAAGACGACGGAACUGUCGAUCCUUCCACCAUCAUUCCGAUGAUUGAUGGUGGAACUGAGGGUUUCAAAGGGAAUGCUCGUGUCAUUCUGCCAGGUUACACGGCAUGCAUUGAGUGUACUUUGGGGUUAUUCCCUCCACAAGUCAACUAUCCUCUGUGUACUAUCGCGAAUACCCCUCGUCUGCCAGAACAUUGUAUUGAGUAUGUGAAAAUAAUUCAAUGGGAAAAAGAGAACCCGUUCGAUGCUCCACUGGAUGGAGAUGACCCACAACAUAUUUCGUGGAUCUUUGAAAGAGCUCUAGAGAGAGCUAAUCAAUUUAAUAUCUCCGGAGUAACUUAUCGAUUGGUUCAAGGUGUUGUGAAGCAUAUUAUACCAGCAGUGGCUAGUACAAAUGCUAUUAUUGCUGCUUCUUGUGCAACAGAAGUAUUUAAACUUACUACUAGUUGCUAUAAUAGUAUGAAGAACUACAUGGUAUUUAAUGAUUUGGCUGGAAUCUACACCUUUACAUAUGAAGCUGAAAAAAAUGAAAACUGUUUGUCAUGCAGUAAUGUUCCACAAAAAGUUAUGGUUGAUGAUCCAAAUACAACAACUUUGGAGGACUUUAUCAAAAUGCUAUGCGAGAGUCCAACUUAUCAAAUGAAAAGUCCAGGAAUCACUGCGUAUAUUGAUGGGAAGAAUAAAACCCUUUACAUGUCCACCGUGAAGAGUAUUGAAGAACGAACUCGAUCCAAUUUAACUCAGUCGUUGUCUGAACUUGGACUACGUGAUGGCCAAGAGUUAAUGGUGGCAGAUUCAACCACACCUAAUGCCAUUACAUUGAAACUCAAAUACACUUAUAAUGAAAUCGAAAUGAAUUAAUUUAUUGAAAUAAAAUGUUAAUAAAUAGAAAAAAUUAAUUAAUUUAUUAAAAA
Messenger RNA from Episyrphus balteatus (marmalade hoverfly), 1523 nucleotides. RefSeq names its product nedd8-activating enzyme E1 catalytic subunit (gene Uba3). Gene Ontology annotation, molecular function: NEDD8 activating enzyme activity. The record is from RefSeq and is a predicted model, not a curated record. NCBI's taxonomy places the organism in Eukaryota, Metazoa, Arthropoda, Insecta, Diptera, Syrphidae. The transcript is spliced from 6 exons. Bases 115 to 1470 code for a protein of 451 amino acids. Gene Ontology annotation, cellular component: nucleus; cytoplasm. Gene Ontology annotation, biological process: protein neddylation.